This is a messenger RNA of Fusarium keratoplasticum, 720 nucleotides long. RefSeq names its product CFEM domain-containing protein. NCBI's taxonomy places the organism in Eukaryota, Fungi, Ascomycota, Sordariomycetes, Hypocreales, Nectriaceae. The record is from RefSeq and is a predicted model, not a curated record. The transcript has 3 exons. Bases 1 to 720 code for a protein of 239 amino acids.
AUGAAGACCUCCACCUCGAUCCGCCUUGCCGCCGCCGGCGUCAUCAGCCUCGCCUCCAUGGCUCAGGCUCAGUCCGUCUGCGCCAUCAACUGCUUCCAGGGCGUCAUCACCGAUCACCCCCCUCUGGACUGCACUGAGGCGAACAUGUACCUGUGCUUCUGCAAGCGCUCCAACCUCCAGAACUGGUUCGCCGAGUGCAUCUGGGACGAGUGCGGUAGCCAGUCCGAGGCCGCCAUCGCCUUUGGCGUGAACCUGUGCGCUGACUACGGCAUCACCAUCACUCCUCCCACCAAGCCCGAGGAGCAGCCCACCACCACCAAGGCCGAGCCCAAGCCUACCACCCAGGCCGAGGAGGAACCCGAGUCGACCCAGGCUGAGGAGGAGCCCGAGUCCACCCAGGCCGAGACCCAGCCCACUUCCACCAAGGCUGAGGAGCAGCCUGAGGAGACCCAGGCCGAGGAGACUGAGGCUGAGGAGACCCAGCCCGCCGAGGAGACCAAGGCUACCACUGCUGCCGCUCCUGCCGAGACCUCUGCCGAGACCGAGAAGCCUGCUGCUCCCAAGCCCACCACCGUUGUCGUCAAGCCCUCGCACGCCGACAACACCACCGUCGUCAGCCCCACCAACCCUCCUACUGUUGUCAACAUGGGUGCUUCCAACGCUGCCUCUGGCAUCCUGGCUGCUGCCGGUCUUGCCGUCGCUGCCUUCCAGCUUCUGUAA